Molecule: messenger RNA, 1541 nt
Organism: Zychaea mexicana
Lineage: Eukaryota; Fungi; Mucoromycota; Mucoromycetes; Mucorales; Lichtheimiaceae
Exons: 6
Coding region: 102-1193 (363 amino acids)
Molecular function (GO): 2 iron, 2 sulfur cluster binding
Source: RefSeq, a predicted model, not a curated record
UGUGUGUUUUCUUUUUGCUCAACAUUUCUUAGUUGCCUCUACCUCCCUUAGUGUCCUUUUUUUUCGCUUCUCAAUCAAACAACUUUUUUGAAAUAAACCUCAUGGGCAAAAACAAAGGAGCCUUCUCCCUUUUGGAAAGUUACAUCAUGGCGAACGAUGGCGCAUUGGAUUUAGGCGCAAACGGCAAUGGUUCUGCGCAACAAUCAGAAUCGAUAUCACUUCCUGAUUCAAUGCGAGCGUCAACUUUGUUGGAACAAAUCGGCAAGGAAAGAUCGUGGACGGACGAACAAAUUGAUCAUGACCUUGAUGUGUUGGAUAACAACCGGCUGUAUUUUGUACGGGACUUGCGAGCAUUAUCAAACCAAAGCUGGACAGUGAUUGGAUUGCUGCCGCUUGUCCGUGACUUACUUCGACGGGCAGUUGAUCCGGGAUGGGAGUCGAAUGAAGGUGCUGACUCCUCGUACAAGGCGUACAAGGAUAAGAAAAAGAUGAAAAAAGACAAGAAGAAAAAGAAGAAAUACCAAAAGAUGACGCUCGGUGACCCUGUCGCGCCGAUGCGCGUUGAGGCUGGAGGUGAUACAUUAGCUCAGGAUCCCGAGACUCUGCGAAAUACUAUACUCAACGGAUCAAUCGAUGCUGGAUUAACUGGUGUGGGAAACCGAAGCACGGACGACGUGAAUGGUGGUGGGGCUACUAUAUCCCAAAAAAGCGUGUCAUUCACCGACAACGCGAUGGUCGCUGUAGCUGCGACGGCGGCCAAGGACAAAGACAAGAAGAAAAAGAAAAACAAGAUGAUGAUGGAUGACUGCAGUAGCAGCAGUAGCAGCAGCAGCAGCAGCAGCAGCAGUUGCUCAGAGGACGAACCUACCACCACCACCAAGCCAACUACUACUUCCAUGGCAGCAGCAGCUAUCGCGGGCAGCAACGGCAGUAGCAAUGGACUACCCAAAGCAUUAUCGGGUCGACCAAUCACGCCUGUGAGCAAUAACCGCAUCCAAGUCCGCACAUCGUCUGGGGGAACGUACGAAUGUGAUCGCUUCUGUCCACAUAAGGGAGUAGAUCUCUCCACUUGGGGUCAGGUUUUGGGAAAUAAGUUAGUUUGCACAAAGCACAACUGGAAAUUCGACCUCGAGGGAGCCGGUGUUGGACCCAAAGGAAGAUCUGUUCACCCGUGCCGUGUCAAUGACUGGUGAUCAAUUUCCCUGUUCAACAACACUAUAUUUUCUUGAUAUCAGUAUAGUCCUCUAUUCUCGUAAAUAUGUCCAUGUUAAGAUCGCUGUCGAAGGACAAGAAUAUUACGUUUUGACCAAUUACAUGUUCGGCUUCUUCUGUUUUGUCAAAGCAACAAGCUGUUUUAGUUCAGUGUAACAAACAUAUUAGUUGGGUCACAUACAAGUGUGGGGUAUCCAUUCUACAAAAAAGAAGUGUGGGGUAUCCUACUCCUCACUUGUUAUUAUUACCUCUAUGAUAUCAUCGUCAAUAUUCUUCUUAUUCAUGAAAGUAAAUAAAUAAUCUGGGAAAUGACUGGACAACAGUAGAAG